Molecule: messenger RNA, 3772 nt
Organism: Siniperca chuatsi (mandarin fish)
Lineage: Eukaryota; Metazoa; Chordata; Actinopteri; Centrarchiformes; Sinipercidae
Product: GDP-Man:Man(3)GlcNAc(2)-PP-Dol alpha-1,2-mannosyltransferase-like
Exons: 6
Coding region: 97-1698 (533 amino acids)
Biological process (GO): protein N-linked glycosylation
Cellular component (GO): endoplasmic reticulum membrane
Molecular function (GO): GDP-Man:Man(3)GlcNAc(2)-PP-Dol alpha-1,2-mannosyltransferase activity
Source: RefSeq, a predicted model, not a curated record
CUUGGUAAACAAACGCUGAGCCAAUCGCAGAGAGGCAUUUCGGUCAGCUGACAGCAGCUUCCGGAAGAAGCGUAACGUCAAGUGUUUGUUGUCAAAAUGGCAGGACACGACCAGCACCAGCACCAGCACCACUUCUCUCUGUGCUUCUGCGAUUUAAUGAGGUUGUUGUGGUCCCUGGUUGUGCCCUGCGCCUACCUCAGCCUGCUCCUGACCCUCGUCCUGCUGCUGCUCCUGCUGGGGGUCCGCAUGUGGCUGCGGGGCCGCCGCAAGGCCCGCGGGGCUCAGGACGGCGGCCCCGCGGUGGCUUUCUUCCACCCGUACUGCAACGCCGGAGGAGGCGGCGAGCGGGUCCUCUGGUGCUCCCUGAGGGCCCUCAUGCACCGAUACCCCGGCGUCUCCUUCGUGGUGUACACGGGCGACCAGGGAGUGACCGGCGAGCAGAUUCUGGAGGGAGCCCGACAGCGUUUCAACAUCACACUGCCUCGACCGGUCACCUUCAUCUUCUUGCGUCACCGCGCGCUGGUGGAGGCCAGUUCGUACCCUCACUUCACCCUGCUGGGCCAGAGCGCCGGCUCCAUGUUCCUCGGCUGGGAGGCGCUGACGGCCUUCGUUCCUGACCUGUACGUGGACUCGAUGGGCUACGCCUUCACCCUGCCCAUCUUCCGCUACCUGGGAGGCUGCGAGGUGGCGAGCUACGUUCACUAUCCCACCGUCAGCACCGACAUGCUGUCUGCGGUCAGAGAGAGGAACCCCAGAUUCAACAACGCUGACUUCAUCUCCAGAAACCCGGUGCUGAGCGCCGUCAAGGUGGUGUACUACUGCUGCUUCGCCGUGCUGUACGGCCUGGCCGGCUCCUGCAGCGACGUCAUCAUGGUGAACUCCACCUGGACGCUGGGACACAUCCUGGCUCUGUGGCGCUCUCCCGGCCGCACCAGCAUCGUCUACCCGCCCUGCGACGUCAGGGCCUUCCUGGACGUCCCGCUGGAGGAGGAGGACGAAGAAGAUGAGGUGGAGGAAGGCUGGGAGGAGCUCGGACGGGAGCUGGGGAGUGGAGAGGAAGAGGAAGCGGCGGGAGGAGGGGACAGGAAGUGCCACUCCAUCGUGUCGGUGGGUCAGUUCCGACCGGAGAAGGACCACCGGCUGCAGAUUCGGGCGUUUCACAAACUGCUGGACAGGAAAGAGAAGGGGCCGGGGGGGCCAGGGGGGCGGGAGUCUCUGCGGCUGGUGCUGAUUGGCGGGUGUAGGAACCAGGAGGACGAGGAGAGGGUGCUGAUGCUGCGGGGGCUCUGCCAGGAGCUGGGUGUGUCCGACCGCGUCGACUUCAAACUCAACGUGCCCUUUGAAGAGCUGAAGAGAGAGCUGGUGGACGCCACCAUCGGUCUGCACACCAUGUGGAACGAACACUUUGGCAUAGGUGUGGUGGAGUGUAUGGCUGCAGGCACCAUCGUUCUCGCUCAUAAGUCUGGAGGUCCGAAGCUGGACAUCGUGGUGCCGUACGAGGGCGGACAGACGGGCUUCCUGGCCGACAGUGAGGACAGCUACGCCGCUGCCAUGGAAACCAUUCUGGCGCUGUCUCCGUCAGCCAGACUGGAGAUCCGACGUAACGGCCGGCGGUCCGUGGAGCGAUUCUCCGACCAGGAGUUCGAGGCUUGUUUCCUCGCCGCCACCGAGCCUCUGAUGAGUAAACUGGAGCGAUGAGGAGGAGCAGACGAGGCCUGGUGUCCGCCAGAUAUACGGGGGGGGAAGCAGCGAGGGUCAUAUCUACGUUUAAAACAAGCUACGCUUCCAGCGCUGUCAGUAAAGUGUGACAGCGACUCGUUCCCAAUUUAAAACAACAGAAAAAGAAUCCGACAUUUUAAAGACAGAUUCCUGGCGGACACCCCGAGCUAAGAUUGUCCUUCUUAUCCACUGCGAUGAAUCGGCGAAAACAGAAAAAUACAGGACGUUUCCAGUGACUCUGCAUGUGUCAAACUCACGUGAGUGUGUAAGUCGUCGGGAGAGCCGGAAGCACGGCGACGGAGGAUCGGCAGACGCCCGCGAUGUUUCCUUAACAGCGCCGAUUGGCUUCGAGUAUCUAAACAUGUUGAGUUUCAGCGUUGUGCUAGCAAACCAAAGCAAAGCGCUAAUGCUGCAAUUCACGUUUAGAAGUUCCAGCGGCCGAGCUCGGAGAAGCAGAUGAUCGAUGUGCAACUUCAAUUGUAAAAACAUAAAAGUCACACCGUGUUCACCAUUAAACUGUCAGUGUGAAUGUGUUGAUGUGGCGUUGGGUGAAAAAAAGACCUCGAGGUUCAGGAAACUUAGCGUUUAAUCAGAGUUACAAGUGGAAAUGCUUUGAGAUUGUGAGACUAGCUUGCUUGUUUUCUUAGUCGGAUGAGAAUAUUAUCGGUGAUAUUUGCUGCAGGAACUGUUGAGCUUAGCUUAGCACAAAGGCUGAAAGCAGGAAACUGCGUAAAAAGAGGAAAGGUAUGAUUUCCAUCUGUUCCAAAGUUCUCUUCUUUACAUGUUUUAUCUUGUUAGCUAGCAAGCUAAUGACCAAUACAUCCAGGAAUCACAUGGGUUUUGUUCAGAGGUACAAAAAUACACACAGCCAGAAUCUUAACUUCAUAACAGUCGAGAGUUUAUAGCUGCGUUAACAAAAGGUCAAGUUUCCAUCCAAAUUUAGCACAAAUUAUAACUGAAUUUCCAUAAAAUCUGCAGAAACGAGAGCAAAAUAAUGCUUGUUUCCAUCCACAACUGUUGUUGUGAGAACACGAGCUGAUUGGCUGAUGGAGGUGAACAGCUGGUGGAGCCGAUCCUCCAGCCGCUGCCGUUAAAGCAUCGCAGAAGAAGAGGACGCAGCGAGACGAUGUCAUUAAAAGCUCAGACGAUGGAAACAUGAUGGAAACGUCAUGUUUCUGUUGGUUUCAUGUGUUCAUGUGAGGAAGGCUCCAGCCUCCUCAUCGCUCCACACACAGCUGAUGCUCUCAGCUCUUCAUGACGUCAGCAGUUAUUCACCCAGUCUGCUUCCUGUUUGGUUUAAACUUGUUUGCGAUAUUUAGACUUUUUGUUUGAAGAUUUUUUUUGAUAAAACAUAUGAAACUGGAUGGAAACUGCUCGUUAAACUACACGCUCUCACUUCCUGUUUCUGCAUGUUGAAGUACACGAGAUACAACAUGUAAAUCUGACAGCUUUGGACCAUUCCUUCUCUUCUGAUUACGCUAGGCUAGCAGUUUCCCCCUGCUUCCACUGUUUGUGCUAAGCUAGCUGACAGCAAAGAAGCACGUUUCCCAAAAUGUUCAUUUUAAGGCGUUUCAUUAUAUUUAGAGUUACAUUCCAAACUGAGCUACAGCUUUUCAUUCGACACCGCGGACGGCCACGCAACGUUUGCUAGUGUGGAGUUAUAUAUUAAUACUGGAGUGAUUUUUGUUAUGAUGACAGUUUCGUCUGUUUUUCAAUUACCGACUGAUUCCUAAAUAGAUGUAAAGAGCUUCGCAAUGUUAUUUUUCUGUGUCGACGAAGUUAAAUGAAGACUUUUCUUUUGAUGUUUUGUGUUUUAAACCACGUGUUUGGGUUAAGGUGAUGGCCAAUUAUUUAAAUGUUGUUUCACUUCCUGCAUUCCUGUUUGUGAUGGGGUCCAGGCACGGAAAGAUGAUACAUGAAAAUACUGAAGAAUCUUUACUUUGAAAGAGGCGUUAUUACUAUUUAAGUCCGUCCACGUAGAGAGGAUGUUCUGAGUUUGUUUCACUGAGAAACUGAAAUUACACAAUUCUGUAAUAAAUGCAAUCAUCAAACA